GUAUGAGAACCUCCAGCGCCUGGACUCGCCUAAUCCGACUUGAUGCAAGGGACGAUGAGAGCCACGACUACAAAAGCAAUCGAGUUUAACUCAAUGCCACCAAGGAGGAUAAAACGGGACCGUCACCGCGGAGAAAACCCGCCGUAGCAAAUAACCCCCCACAAUACCCCAACCCAAUUCUAAGAAAAGCAGAGCAACCCCCGCCCGCCGAGGAGUCCAAAGUGAUGACCUCACCCUCAACCCCCCGACGACGACAACGACUACGUGACAAGACCCCAGCGCAGUUGCUCCGGUACGUCCGCAGGAAACUAGCUAUCUACGACACCGCCAUCGCAUCCGGACAACCCGUUCCCCCCUCCUUCUCCGCGCGCUUCGAGCCCAAUGCGCGGAGGCGCAGUCUGCGCUCGUUCCUGUUUGACGAGGCGACGUAUAAGGAAGAGGUGAUGCUGGGGCGUGUGAGGGAGUUGAGAAGGUACGAGACGAUGUUGAGGGGGCUGAUUGAGCUUUUUGAGCGACGACAGGAGGUUCAGGAUAAUCUUGGGCGUGUCGAGUCGUUGGUGCGACGGGCGGGACAGGAAAUUGAUGCUGCUGCCUGGUCGUAGAAGGCGUGUUGCUGGAUGGGCUGGCAAAUAGUUGAUAAUCACUCCACAUGCGAAAUCAAGAUCAAGAUAUAAAGUCUCAACUGCAUUCAGCAUAUCCGCUUCAUAGCACCUACGUCCCAGCUCCUCUUUCAACAGAGCAAAUCCAACUAGCUAUUAAAAAAAAACUCCAAGCC
Messenger RNA from Pseudogymnoascus verrucosus, 775 nucleotides. RefSeq lists its product as uncharacterized. NCBI's taxonomy places the organism in Eukaryota, Fungi, Ascomycota, Leotiomycetes, Thelebolales, Thelebolaceae. Bases 225 to 602 code for a protein of 125 amino acids. The record is from RefSeq and is a predicted model, not a curated record. The transcript has a single exon.